Molecule: messenger RNA, 1326 nt
Organism: Acytostelium subglobosum LB1
Lineage: Eukaryota; Evosea; Eumycetozoa; Acytosteliales; Acytosteliaceae
Exons: 1
Coding region: 1-1326 (441 amino acids)
Source: RefSeq, a predicted model, not a curated record
AUGUUCAUUGCUGAUGCCGACGACAAAGAUUCAAUCGAGAUGAUGCUGGCCGAUGGACUCAUCAAGUGUUUGCACACCGCUUGCUUCUUCACAACGUUGAAGUCCCUGAGCGAACACUUGUUGAGGAAAGGUGGAGACCAUCAAUGUGCAGACCGCAACAGCUGUCCAGGUUGUCUGCGCAGUGACUUGUUGAUGACACGGUACACUCUUCCCAAUGACCGUACAACCAAGUCGUUCGUAUGUCUGCACGAUGGUUGCUCCAAAGAGUUCGAAGACUUUGGACUGUUGCAAAAGCAUUGCAAGAAAAUGCAUCAAUGUCGAACAUUCGCUAGUUGUCUCAAUCAACAACGCUACCGAACAACUCACUUCACCGCAGCGCCCGAUGACUUGGAGUCGAUCAAGAUGCUGACAGCCAGAGGUCUCAUCCAGUGUCUACAUUCAACAUGCACCUCCUACUUCAAGAAUACCAGGUCAAUCAAGAAGCACUUUAGAAUCUAUCACCCAGGUCACGAUCUAUCAUCCAUAUUUGAAUCAACUCUGAAACGCAAACGAUCCAUGAUGGACGGCGAAGAGGAGGACGAUGAGGAGGAUGAUAAGGAGGACGAAGAGGAGGACGAUGAGGAUAUUGAUAUGGAUCAAGAUAAUGGACAAGAUGGUGAGGAUGAUGAGGAUGUGUCUCUCAUCUUGACAUUUCCAUCAUCACCAACCAACCAUGCAAGCAAUGUCAAGAUCAAGUGUCUGCACUCCAACUGCGAUAAAUCGUUCGCUAUGAGGUACCAAAUGCUCCAUCACAACAGGAAGGAUCACCAAUGUACAGACCACCAGAGCUGUCAAGGAUGCAUGCUCCGACGACUGUGUGCGAUGAGAAAUGAUUCUGCCUCCUUGCCCAAGUUCAAGUGUCAUCACGAUGGAUGUCCAACCUCUCUUGUGAACUAUUCAUCGUUGCGCAAACACUGCCGAUUCCACCACCGAUGCACCAAGACAUACGCAGCAUGUCCAAACUAUCAGACACAUCAAAAGACGAGUUUCUUUGCCGAUCCUGAUGACACUGAAUCAAUCUCAAUGUUGACAGCAAGAGGAUUGUUCCAAUGUCCACACACAUCAUGUGGUCACUUCAUGGCCACUAACAGAGCCAAGAAUCAUCACCUUGCAAAGGAGCAUCAAUGUCCUGAUCCUGCGAGUUGUCAAGGUUGUAUCGAUCAUCACCCGAGACGCUGGACAGGAGCUCCACCCAAUGACAACAAGCAGGAGGGCAAGUUCAAAUGUCUGCAUGACGCUGACUGCACCAAGAGCUUCAUCUCCUCGAGUGGCAUGUAUUAUCAUUGA